Molecule: messenger RNA, 1779 nt
Organism: Lagenorhynchus albirostris (white-beaked dolphin)
Lineage: Eukaryota; Metazoa; Chordata; Mammalia; Artiodactyla; Delphinidae
Gene: PKMYT1
Product: protein kinase, membrane associated tyrosine/threonine 1
Exons: 7
Coding region: 171-1664 (497 amino acids)
Biological process (GO): protein phosphorylation
Molecular function (GO): protein kinase activity; ATP binding
Source: RefSeq, a predicted model, not a curated record
UAUACCUUUUUCCACCAGGUGCUUGUUGUGCCCACCGCCUCCAUGCCUAAAGCAGAGUGUGUGUGUGUGGCGUAGACUCGGCUCUCUUCUGCAGCCUCUUUGGGGCCAUAGGACCAGGUGCUGUUUUGAGUGACACACUGUUCUGAACUCUGGGGGCUCCUGUGCUGGACAUGCCUGUGCCCGAAGAGGGCACCCCGCCACCCCUGAGUGGCACCCCCGUCCCGGUCCCAGCCUACUUCCGCCAUGCAGAACCUGGCUUCUCCCUCAAGAGGUCUCGGGGUCUCAGUCGGAGCCUCCCACCCCGGCCCCCUGCCAAGGGCAGCAUCCCCAUCAGCCGCCUCUUCCCUCCUCGGACCCCAGGCUGGCACCAGCCCCAGCCCCGGCGGGUGUCGUUCCAAGGCCGAGCCUCCGAGCCCCUGCAGAGUCCCGGGUAUGACCCGAGCCGGCCGGAGUCCUUCUUCCAGCAGAGUUUCCACAGGCUCGGCCGCUUGGGCCACGGCUCUUAUGGAGAGGUCUUCAAGGUGCGCUCCAAGGAAGACGGCCGGCUCUAUGCCGUGAAGCGCUGCAUGUCACCUUUCCGGGGCCCCAAGGACCGGGCCCGCAAGUUGGCCGAGGUCGGCGGCCAUGAGAAGGUGGGGCAGCACCCAUGCUGCGUGCGGCUGGAGCAAGCCUGGGAGGAGGGUGGCAUCCUAUACCUGCAGACAGAGCUGUGUGGGCCCAGCCUACAGCAGCACUGUGAGGCCUGGGGCGCCAGCCUGCCCGAGGCCCAGGUCUGGGGCUACCUGCGGGACAUCCUGCUGGCCCUGGCCCACCUGCACAGCCAAGGCCUGGUCCACCUUGACGUCAAGCCCUCCAAUAUCUUCCUGGGGCCCCGGGACCGCUGCAAGCUGGGUGACUUUGGGCUGCUGGUGGAGCUGGGUGCAUCCGGAGCUAGCGAGGCCCAGGAGGGAGACCCUCGCUACAUGGCCCCCGAGCUGCUUCAAGGCGCUUAUGGGACAGCGGCAGAUGUGUUCAGCCUGGGUCUCACCAUCCUGGAGGUGGCGUGCAACAUGGAGCUGCCCCAUGGUGGGGAGGGCUGGCAGCAGCUGCGCCAGGGCUACCUGCCCCCUGAGUUCACUGCUGGCCUGUCUUCUGAGCUGCGUUCUGUCCUCACCAUGAUGCUGGAACCUGACCCCAAGCUGCGGGCCACAGCCGAGGCCCUGCUGGCCCUGCCCAUGCUCAGGCAGCCGCGGCCCUGGACCGUCCUGUGGUACAUGGCUGCCGAGGCCCUCAGUCGAGGGUGGGCCCUGUGGCAGGCCCUGCUUUCCCUGCUAUGCUGGCUCUGGCACGGGUUGGCACACCCUGCCAGCUGGCUGCAGCCCCUGGGUCCGCCGGCCACCCCACCUGGCUCGCCGCCCUGCAGCCUCCUCCUGGACAGCAGCCUCGCCAGCAACUGGGAUGACGACAGCAUAGGGCCCUCGCUCUCUCCAGAGGCCAUCCUGGCCAGUGCUGCCGGGAGCACCUCCACCCCCUGCAGUGGCUCCCCUGCCUCCCGGGGCAGGUACACGCUGAGGGAUUCUCUGGACCUAAGUGACAUUGACUCAGAGCCUCCACAGGGCACCUUCCCCGCCUUUGAGCCUCGGAACCUCCUCAGCCUGUUUGAGGACUCACUGGGCCCAACCUGAGCCCACAGGCCCAGGCUCGGCACUUUUAACCUCUUAGCCCCUUCUCUCCAUCCUCCUGGAGGCUGGGGUCCGUCUGGAAACUCCAGUGGUCCCUUCUGCCUGGCCGUGUCUAAUA